Messenger RNA from Aspergillus ibericus CBS 121593, 1200 nucleotides. Its product is annotated as kinase domain protein. Gene Ontology annotation, biological process: protein phosphorylation; regulation of mRNA processing; spliceosomal complex assembly. Bases 1 to 1200 code for a protein of 399 amino acids. The transcript has 5 exons. NCBI's taxonomy places the organism in Eukaryota, Fungi, Ascomycota, Eurotiomycetes, Eurotiales, Aspergillaceae. The record is from RefSeq and is a predicted model, not a curated record. Gene Ontology annotation, molecular function: ATP binding; protein kinase activity.
AUGAGCACUCAGCCUCCUCGAAUCAACACCGAAGGGCCUUUCGAGGAGGAGAGGCUUCCUUCCUACAGACCCGAGCAAUUCUAUCCAGUCCACAUAGGGGAGUUGUUGAAAUCAAGAUAUAAGGUUUUAGGAAAGCUUGGAUAUGGGUCUUACUCAACAGUAUGGUUAUGCCGUGACAUGAGCAACCGUGACUAUGUCGCCGUGAAAGUUUUAGCAACAAACAUGUCGGAGCAAGCGUCAUCAAGGGAGGUGGAUGCUUAUGAACACCUAAGCAGGCUGGGCUCGCAGCAUAUCGGAGGUGCCUAUAUUCGCGGCCUCUAUGAUACCUUCGAUAUAUCUGGUCCAAAUGGCGUCCACGGAUGCUUGGUGCAGCCACCGAUGCAUAUGUCAAUCCAUGAGCUGAGAGUGCGAGCUGAAUCUUGCAAGUUCAGUCCGCCACUGCUAAAACAAACCCUCAUUUGCAUCUUACAGGCCCUCGACUUUCUCCAUCGCGAAGCAAAAAUCGUCCAUUCGGAUAUCAAGGCUUCGAAUAUCAUGCUGAAUAUUGAUGAUGCAUCAAUCCUUGCGGAGUUUGAAAAGGCCGAAGAAGAAAAUCCAAGUCCGCGGAAGAUUGUGGACAGCAAUCGGACAAUUUACAAAUCGCGGAAGCUCUCCUCUCCCAGAGAUGGCCUAUGGGGCCAACCGGUAUUGUGCGACCUUGGAGAGGCCAGGAUUGGAACAUGUCACACGGGGAAUAUCCAACCCAAUAUCUACAAAGCCCCCGAGGUGCUUUUUGACAUGAAAUGGAGUUUCAGCGCUGACAUAUGGAACCUUGGCGUCAUGAUCUGGGAUAUCUCUGAAAACAAACAUAUGUUCAAUGCGCUUGAUGAGGACGGGGAGUACUCACCUUCCCAUCAUGUGGCUGAAAUGGUAGCAUACCUCGGAAUGCCACCACUUCACUUUCUCCAGCGCAGUCAGGAGACUCGCCAUGUUUUUGGCGAAGAUGGUAACUGGUUAGGUGCGGGUGAUGUCACUAUCCCAUCGGUGUCGUUGGAGAGAUCAGAGGAAAGCCUCAGUGAACAAGACCAGCAGACUUUUCUUCGCUUUAUGCGGGGCAUGUUGCAAUGGGUCCCUGAGGAGAGAUUGACGGCGAAAGAGUUAUUGGAUGAUCCGUGGUUGAAUGAUUCACGAGUUAGAUACAUUUCUGUACUCCGACCUUAA